ACCUUUGAAAUGUACUUCAUUAUAUUUAUAAGUCAAAAUAAAUCGUAUACUUUCACCUUCAUAGUGUAACAUAGGGAAAGCGGUCCGGAACUUGUUUUCGUUAGUAUUGGCAGCCAUCUUGGUGGCCAUCUUGGAUUUUCGGAGACAGUUAAGAUACGGGUUAAUGACAAAAUGGUCCAAAAUGAAGCGGAAAAUAAUGAGAAGAAAGAAAGAUCAUAUGUUCAGUAAUGGCUGUGACAUGUUGGAAUGUAUCGAAAAGUUAAAAAAGACAUUAUCAAGGGAAAGGCGAAAUGGCUGGUUUAUAUCAACCAUUUUCUUAUUGGAUGGGACGACAACAUCUGGUGGUUUGCCCUGGGCCUGUUUCUUGUCGAGAUAACUCCCCAGUCAUUGACCUUCACGGCCACCUAUGGUCUGCUAUCUGGAGCAGCCGUGCUGUUGUUUGGUGCCGUCGUCGGGGACUGGGUAGACCGCACCCCAAGACUAACAGUGGCUCGAGUCUCCGUUCUGUUUCAAAACUCUGCCUUGAUAUUUUGCUGUCUACUGAUUUACACGGUGAUCGAGUUCAAAGCCCAGAUUUCAACCGUGCUACCCCAAGAGGGCCUCCUCUACUUCAUGUACGCUCUAAUAAUCCUGAUCGCCAUUGCUGCCAACUUGACCAGCAUGGCGAGACAGACCGCUAUUGAGAGGGACUGGAUUGUUGAGAUUUGUAACAGGGACAAAGACUUGCUAGCAGUUUUAAGCGCAACUAUGAGGGGCAUCAGUCUUCUCACCAUGGUGAUCACCCCAAUAAUUACUGGACAGAUCCUUAGUCGGACCUCCCAUAGCACUGGAGCCCUUGUAGUGGCAGGCUGGAAUUUCCUCACGAUAUUUCUCGAGUAUUUCUUGCUUUGGAAAAUAUAUAACGAGGUUCCACAACUUAGGAAGAAAAAGAUUAAAGAGCAUCGUGUACAAGAAACCACAAUUAACCUCAUGCAUGGCGUUGACGCGGCGACGGAAUUUACUGACACAGGUGUCAACAGCGUUGUUGGUGAAAAAAUCGAUAAACUCGAAGAAACGACGGUAACGGAAAUACACGAUUACCAUGAGGAACCUCUAAAGCCCCGCACAUGCGCAGAGCUACUGUGUUCAUCUUUUAUUACGCUGAGGCGUGGCUGGAGGAUUUACAAAAACUACGACGUUGCCUUUGCUGGCCUAUCACUGGCAGCAUUGUAUUUCACCGUUUUAGGCUUUCAUAACAUCACCAUCGGUUACGCCGUGUCGCAAGGUCUGAGUGAAGAUCUCAUCGGUGGUCUCCUGGCCGCUGCCGCUGCUUCCGGAAUCGUUGGCACACUUCUCUACCCCAGGAUCCGCCGGUGGCUGGGGCUCCGAAAGACGGGCCUCGUCGCCCUAGGGGAGGAAUUAACGAGCCUCACUCUCUGUGUGAUCUCAGUGUUUGCCCCAGGCAGUCCGUUUGACCCGCUUUAUUAUAUACGAGACAAGGAGAUGGAUCUCCCAUUGCAUUCCACGCCGAGACAGUUACAACUUGCCAUGAAUUAUAGUACCACGACGCUGUCUCAUUUUCAAAUUGUGAAUUCUACAGACGUUUUUAUUAGCAAUACAACAUUGGGAACUCUGGAUGCCGAAGGACCAUCAUCUCUCGUUUCCAUCUCGCUACUGAUGGCUGGGAUUAUUGGAGCCAGAGUAGGCCUCUGGAUGGCGGACCUGACCAUCACACAGCUAUUUUUAGAAAGCGUUGACGUCACAGAGCGCGGAAUAGUCGCUGGUUUUCAAAACGCUUUAAAUCAACUCAUGGAAAUGUUGAAAUACGUGGUCGUAAUAUUGCUACCACUGCCACAGGUGUUCGGAUAUCUUGUGUUCAUAUCGUAUGGGUUUAUUGCUCUUGGGUGGAUCUUGUUUGCGGUUUACGUGAAGAAAACUAGAGGCUUUCUGUUUCAAAAAACAACAAUUUCGUCGCAACCAACUUGAAGGAAGCCAAUCUCAUAGGCAUCUGUAUACUGAUGUACCCCGGUGUUGUGACUCUGAGUCUGACUGCACAUAGAUAUUAAGUGAAAGUGUUUUAAUUAAUAGUACUCACAGUUUUCAUGCUAAAUUUGUUGUUGUCUGCGAUGGGGUAACUUAAUUUCAAUCUAAACCAAUAAUCCUUAUAUAUAUAGACACAAGUUUACUUUGUAGAAUAUUACCCCAUCCUGCAUUUCAUUUACUGUUUCCUGCUAAUUCAAAGUAUAUUCCGAAUUAGAAUUUUCAAGCAACUUAGCUAUAUUUUGUAACAGACUGAUAUCACUUUGUUUUAUCAGCUUCCAACCUUAAAACAUAAGGAAUUUCACAUACUUUUGUUUGUUUCAUAGCAGAUUUUUGUAUUAUAUCAGUCAGUCAGCCAUCUUGUUUCAUUGAUUUUUGACAUUUACGUCAUGUCCUUUUUUACCAAGAUUGCUAUACAGUAACCAGGAAGUUAAAACUCUAGAGAUUGUUAAUUUUUACCUUGCAUUAUAAUUUUGCUUUGCUUUAUCCCUGAAAACUUAAGGCGAAAGAUCCAAUUCUAGCAUAAAUAUUUUAAUCGCCAUAUUUUGAGCCGUUCUAAUUUUAGACCCAUCAAAGUUUUACGUGUCGAUUCAAUUUUAGGCGAUCGAUCGGAUUUUUUUUAGAUCGAUCAGCUGUAGUCGAUGCUCUUUUUUGGUGUCGAUCGUGAGUUGAUGUGGUAGUAUACAUCAUGUAUAUAUAAAUUUUAGGCGGUUGAUGGCUGACUGUUUUAGUAUAUUGUUAACAGGGAAAAUUUAACUUCUUGUUGGUUACAAUUUGAAAAAUUUAACGUUUCUCAAACGACGAUAAGAUCAUGCAUGUUUUCAUGUCACUG
Mya arenaria is the source of this 2851-nucleotide messenger RNA. RefSeq names its product solute carrier family 40 member 1-like. Gene Ontology annotation, biological process: iron ion transmembrane transport. The transcript is spliced from 10 exons. Gene Ontology annotation, cellular component: membrane. Gene Ontology annotation, molecular function: iron ion transmembrane transporter activity. The record is from RefSeq and is a predicted model, not a curated record. Bases 247 to 1965 code for a protein of 572 amino acids. NCBI's taxonomy places the organism in Eukaryota, Metazoa, Mollusca, Bivalvia, Myida, Myidae.